AUGUUAUUUUCAACAGUAGUCAUCGUUGUUCUUUUCUCUUUUAACGGUAUUCUACAGGCUGCAAAAUGUCCGAAUAUUGCUACCGUAUCUGAAUUUACUGCGAGUAGAUAUGCAGGUGUAUGGUAUGAAAUAUAUCGAAAUACUAUUAUAUUUGAACUUGGUGCUAAAUGUGUCAAUGCAACUUAUACACUAAAUGAUGAUGGCUCGAUUGGAGUAUGGAAUCAAGCUGUAAACUUGUUUGGUCAUUAUACUAGUAUAAAUGGAACAGCGAAAGUGAAAAAUUCUGCACAACCCGGUGCAUUAGUUGUUAGUUUCAAUAGUCCAAACGAACAAAAACGUUAUCUUCAGAAACAGUUGAUGCAUUGA
Rotaria sp. Silwood1 is the source of this 366-nucleotide messenger RNA. NCBI's taxonomy places the organism in Eukaryota, Metazoa, Rotifera, Eurotatoria, Philodinida, Philodinidae. The record is from the annotation of a GenBank genome assembly.